AUGAAGUACAAAUCCUUCCAAGUGAUGGAAUCACUGCUACAAUCUCAACAAGAUAUUGUGAGACUUGUGAACUUGUAUCGGCCUCCUUAUACCAAGAAGGCUCGGUACACGGAGUGUGCCUUUUUAGAAGAAUUCGAAGACUACCUUAAAGACCUCACAGUCAAACCUGGCUUCCCCAUCAUUGCUGGAGAUUUCAACUUUCACAUGGAAAAGCCUGAAGAACACUACCCAAAGAAGCUUUACCAACUCCUGGAGGAGUAUGAUCUAUACCAACACGUUCCCCUUGAACCAACCCAUGACCAAGGUGGAACCCUAGAUCUUGUAGUGACUAACCGAUCCUUCAAGGAAAAACUGACUUCAUUCGAAAUCUGUCCCUCUAGAACCAAAUCUGACCACUUCCUUGUCCUCUUCGAUGCAGACAUCAAGACAAAGACCAAAGAAGACGCAAAAUUCAUGAACUACAGAAACUUUAAUUUAAUUGAUACAGAACAGUUUAAAGAAGAUAUUUUAAUUUCAAAACUGACAAACUUCCCUAAAGACAUGUCUCCGAAUGAUGCUGUUGUCCUUUACAACACCGUGCUCACUCAGUUAAUGGAUAAACACUGUCCUUACAUAAAAAAGAAGAUUACUAAGAAGCCAAUGCCUUGGUUAGACCUGGAACUUCGUAUUCUCAGGCGAAAGAGAAGAACUGCUGAACACAAAGACAAAGACAAAGACAAAGACAAAGACAAAGACAAAGACAAAGACAAAGACAAAGACAAAGACAAAGAUCCUGUUCUUGAUAAAGACUGCAUCUUUGAUAAUUUCUCUGAGAUAACAGCUGAUGAACUCAAAGACCUGGUAUCAAAGAUGUCCAACAAGUUCUGCUGCUUGGAUCCGAUCCCAGCAUUUCUUUUAAAAAACUGUGUCGAUGAACUAACACCUUUUUUACUUCAUGUAUUGAACUCAUCCUUGAAGACUGGGGUCUUUCCCUCAGAUAUGAAGAAAGCAGUCAUCAAACCGACUUUGAAGAAGGAAAAUGCUGAUGUUGAUAUUCUCAGUAACUAUCGACCAGUGUCUAACCUUUCUGCCUUCUCUAAGAUCCUAGAGAGAAUUGUACUAAACCAGCUUAAUGUCCAUCUAACGAACCAUAGCCUUUACUCAAAAGUCCAAUCUGGAUAUCGCCCUAAUCAUAGCUGUGAAACAUUACUUGUUAGAAUGUGUGAUGAUCUAAACAAAGAAAUUGAAGCUGGGAAUGUUGUUAUAGUUGUACUUCUCGACUUAAGUGCAGCAUUUGAUACCAUUGACCACACAGUCUUAUUGGAAAAGCUUAUGAAGGACUAUGGAAUUACUGGAAGUGCACUGCAAUGGAUAAAGUCCUACCUUGAGAAAAGACACUUCUGUGUUAAGAUUGAUGAUACUCUUUCAUCUUUCUUGGAGCUGCUGUUUGGAGUUCCCCAGGGAUCACUCUUGGGGCCUAUUCUUUUCAUCCUUUAUAUCAAAGCUCUCCAGAAAAUUGCGGCCAAAUAUGGUCUUGAUAUACAGCUCUAUGCAGAUGAUUCUCAACUGUACAUCUCAUUUAAACCAAACCGUGUGGUACAGUUCAUUGAUGUCCAAGACAGAACAAACAAAUGUCUUGCAGAGAUAAAAGCAUGGAUGGUGAACAACUACAUGAAACUGAACGAAACAAAGACAGAACUACUGGUGUUAGGAAAGAGCCAUGUUCUAAAAAAGUGUGAACUCAGUGUCAGACUGCAAUUUGGAAGCACUGAAAUUCUGCCUACGGAGUGUAAAGGAGACAGCUGGAAGAGUCUGGGUGUAAAAUUUGAUGAAACUCUAAAUAUGGAAAGACAGAUCAAUAAUGUCAAAAGGAAAUGCAGCUGGACAAUGAUGAAUCUAAGAACCAUUGGUCGUUACCUUGAUGAAGGCAUUAAAUUGAUGCUGGUGAAACAACUGGUCAUAUCUAAAUUAGACUACUGUAAUUCUCUUUACAUGAAUCUACCCAAGACCAGACUGAACAAACUUAGAUCAACCCUUAAUGGGGCAGUUCGUUUCAUCUAUAACAUAGAAGAGAGGACCACGGACUUGGUUCCCUUCUAUAAGAAGGCCCACAUACUCCCUAUAGACCAACGAAUCUUCUUUAAAGUUUGUCUUUUAACCCACAAAUCAGUUCACGGUACUGCACCUGAUUACCUCAAAGCACUACUGGAUGUGGAUGUAGUGGAUAAAGAACUCUCAAACACCAUGACCAUGACCAGGUCGAAGAGACCUGAUGACCAUCUCAUGCUCAAGGUACCAAAGAAUAAAAGAUCCAAAGUUGAUGACAGACGUUUCUCAAGCCAUGCACCGAUUGCAUGGAACUCUCUUCCCCUGAUGUUGAGAUGUAUCACUGAUACCAACUGUUUCAAGCGAAUGUUAAAGAAUCAUUUAUAUAAUCAGUUCUGA
Molecule: messenger RNA, 2424 nt
Organism: Bolinopsis microptera
Lineage: Eukaryota; Metazoa; Ctenophora; Tentaculata; Lobata; Bolinopsidae
Exons: 2
Coding region: 1-2424 (807 amino acids)
Molecular function (GO): catalytic activity
Source: RefSeq, a predicted model, not a curated record